UGCUCCGCGGUGCCUCAGGCCGAGGCUCCGACACGACCCGCCAAGAACAGCAAGGGGCGACAGCGUCGUCGCGCAGGGCUGCCUCGGUUGCUGUCGCUCACCGGGGACGGGAGGACGCGCUUUUCGCCCGACGACUGCAGAGGCAGACGGUGCACGAGAUUGAGAUGUGGCUCUUCGGUUUGCGUGCCAAGGAGUGCGACAGCGUCAUAAAGGGCCCUUAAAACGAAGAUUCCUGCACCAACGAGGCGUAGAGGAAGACAGACGGGGGCAGGAAUCUUCCGUCGCCUUUAUCCUCACAAAUGUAGGCUUAAAAUGCAGGAUGGGUUUAUCUAUGGACAGUCCAGACAGAAACGAUGAUGCACAUAAAUAUGAGCAGCAGGGAGAGGGAGAAGAGGGCGAGAGCCAAACUGAGGCCUUCACCCGCAGCCCGCCGCCCAUCACCAAGAAGAGGAGAAAAGGCAGGAAGAGAUUGUGGAUCAACCUCAGCAGCUGCAAAUACGAAAGUGUGCGGCGAGCUGCCCAUCGUUACGGCCUCAGAGAGGCGGUGGAGGGUGAAGACUGGACGCUGUUUUGGACCGACUGCUCUGUGUCCCUGGACCGUGUUAAGGACAUGAAGCGUUACCAGAAAAUAAACCAUUUCCCAGGGAUGAGUGAGAUCUGCCGCAAAGAUUUACUGGCAAGGAACAUGAACCGCAUGCUCAAGCUUUUCCCCAAAGACUACAAUAUCUUCCCUAGAACGUGGUGCCUUCCUGCAGAUUACAGUGACUUCCAAGCGUACACCAGGGCCAAAAAAAGCAAGACAUAUAUCUGUAAGCCAGAUACCGGUUGCCAGGGCAAAGGCAUCUUCGUCACCAAAUCAAGUAAAGACAUUCCACCUGGAGAACAUAUGAUCUGCCAGGUUUACGUCUCCCGGCCUUUCAUAAUUGACGGGUACAAGUUUGACUUGCGCAUUUACGUGCUGGUGACGUCAUGUGACCCAUUCAGCAUAUUCAUGUUCAGGGAGGGACUGGCUCGCUUCUGCACCACACAGUACAAUGAACCAACACACGGCAAUGUGGAUGAUGUGUGCAUGCAUCUCACCAACUACUCCAUCAACAAGCACAGUGAGAACUUUGUCCGUGACGAGGACACUGGAAGCAAACGAAAGCUGUCCACCCUGAACAAGCACCUGGAGUCCAUCAGUUGCAACACGGAGAAGAUGUGGAACGACAUCGAGGACGUGAUCAUAAAGACUCUGAUCUCCGCUCACCCCGUCCUCAAGCAUAAUUACCACACGUGCUUCCCCAACCACACCACCGGCAGUGCCUGCUUCGAGAUCCUGGGCUUCGACGUGCUGCUGGAUCAUCGCCUCAGACCCUGGGUGCUGGAGGUGAACCACUCCCCGAGUUUUACCACCGACUCGCGGCUGGACCGGGAGGUGAAGGAUGCAUUGCUGUACGACACCCUGGGUCUCAUCAACUUGGGUGCCUGCGACCGCCGCAAGAUCACCAAAGAGGAGAGGCGCAGGGUGAAGGACAGGCUGCAGCGAAACCGCUCCAGAGAGGCCAGGUCGGAGGAGCUGCGUCAGUGCCAGGCAGCCACGGUGGAGCAGAUGGAGAGGUAUGAGGCCAAACACCUGGGAGGCUUCAAGAGGAUCUAUCCCAGAGAGGGAGGGGAAAAAUACGACAAGUACUUCAAACACAGCAGCUCGCUCUUCCAGGAGACUUCAGCCUCCAAGGCCAGAGAGGAGUGUGCCAGGCAACAACUGCAGGAGCUGCGUCUGAAGCAGGAGCAGAGGGAGAGGGACCAGAAGGGAUGUCGGAGGAGGGAGCUGCAGGGGGAGACUGCGGGGGAGAGAGUCAAACUACGACGACCGUCGACGCAACCCCCCAUCUCAAACUGUGGCUGCGACGCACAGCUGCCCCCUCUGCCCAGUGUGUCGGAGGAUCCUGAAGCCCGAGAAGAGAAGCAGCAGCAGCAGGAGGAGGAGGAGGAGGAGGAGGCGGCAGACAUGGAGGAGCAGGAGCGGGUGGACGCGCUGCUCCAGAGGAGGAAACUACUGCAGGACCUGGGGGUGGUGGACCAGAUCCACCAGCUGCUGCACGGCCAGAGGGCAGAGGGAGGGGGAGUCGCGCAGGACGCCAAGGACGCCAAGGACGCCUACACCCACCGGCAGAGUAAGCAGAGACAACAGCAGACAAAGUUGGACUCUUUGGCACAGUUUUCCCACAGGAUGAAGCACCAGCAGCAGCAGCAGCAGCAGCCGCCCUGCGCUCAGACCUCAUGGCAGCACAUCCACUCCCACAUGACCCCGCAGCGUUUGCUCAGGCCCACGAUCGACCAGAGGAGUCUGAACGAGUCCGCCUGCCUGCAGCACGAGCCCGAGAGCCACGGCAGAGCGGGGGAAAUAAGGAGGACCGUCAGCGCCCAGCGGACGCACUGUCCAGUCAGCGGCUCUCUAGCUAUCAGGCAGGACAGCAGGGGCAGCUCCUACAGCGACACCCGGUCCCGCCCCAGCAUCCCGAUCAUAAACCACGUCCCUGAAAGAGGCCUGCGCUGUGCCUACACGUCCCAUGACCCUGCUGCCCUGCAAAGCCUGCUCAUCAUCUCCACACGAGCCCCACUGGUCAGGAGGCCUGGCUUCUCUCACAUCGUCCGAAGCUCCUCCCGCAGGGCCCCCCACCACGGCAAAGGGCAGUAAAGAACAGGGACUGGUGACUACUGAGACCCCCCCCUCACCCCGCCAGGAGGGUCCAGACCUGCUGCAGGCCGGGGCUCUAGGACCGAAGCUGCUCCAGACUUAAAUCGAUUUUAGACAAACAGGACCCGAGGAGAGCUGGAGGUAGAAAGGCCUUAAACUGUGAUAAUACUUAAACACACUGUGCCUACGAUCAAUGUUUCAUGUUUGUAGAUAGAUUUUAUAUCUGGACACCUGCAGUUUACGCUGCUCGCCACUAUACAGUAAAACCUGCAGCAUUAUGACUUUUUAACCUCUUCCACCCACUGUGUGUGCUCAGAUAUAUGCAAUAUGUUGCUCUGAGGAUGAAUAAUCACAAACAAACCUCACCUUUAGUGCCAAAAUAAAAGCAGACAGGCCUCAUUUAACACAAUAUAACAUGUGUGAUCCAAAUCUGAAAAAAAAUGUCAGAAUCUACUAAACUCACUGAUUAUUGCUGUUUUGAUAGGAGCUUAAAUUGCCUCAAAGAAAUCAUAUAAGAUUCUGAUUCAUGACUAUUAAAGUAUUAGUAAUUAAUAUUAAGAUUUCACUUGAAAAUAAACAUUUUAACGGAGGGAAAUUCUAAAGAAAGGCCUGCUGCUUUUUAUCACGAGGGGAUUUGUGCUGUCAAGUAUUGAAAAUAACUAUUUGCACUGAUGGUCAAUAAAAUAGCUUUUUUUUUAACCGCCAAAAAUGAUUGCAUUACAAGAAUCCUUUUAUCAUUUAUGAUUUCAUAUUUUAAAAAAAAACACUUAUUUUUAUUAUUUUUUCUAUCAUUUAUUUUUGCUGCAAAUUUAUUGAUGAAGGUUGGAAAAUAGGUUCGCUCCUGUUUGCGUGGUUUCACCUCGAGACCUUUCAGUUCGAGUUAAAGGGGCCAUAAAGUUUUACAGCAUCUCUACGUCCGGUUUCUUUGUUUUGGUCGCAGACUGAAAACAGAGAGAAACAAAAAAAACAAAACAAAAAAAAACAAACCUAUCAGGACAGGAAAUUCUCCAAAACAAUAAAACAAUACAGGAUGUUGUAUCCUGAGAGAAAUGCAGGCCUACACGUCUGGUAAAGAUUAUUUUUGAUCCCCAACACUAAUAAUUGGACAAUAAUUAAUUUAAAGGUUUCCAGAAAUACAUGAUUAUUGAAAUUUUUAUAUGCAAAUAGAUAUCUUGCAAAAGAAACAGAAAGGCCACGAAAUGGCGUUUGUAACCUUUAAGUGUCUAAUCCUGCGUCCAGAGUCUGUAAAACUCAAAACGAUGGACUGAUUUGAAUCGAAAGAGAUUUUAUUAA
This is a messenger RNA of Xiphias gladius (swordfish), 3973 nucleotides long. RefSeq names its product tubulin tyrosine ligase-like family, member 6 (gene ttll6). Lineage: Eukaryota; Metazoa; Chordata; Actinopteri; Istiophoriformes; Xiphiidae. The record is from RefSeq and is a predicted model, not a curated record. The transcript has 17 exons. Gene Ontology annotation, biological process: protein polyglutamylation; microtubule cytoskeleton organization. Gene Ontology annotation, cellular component: cilium. Gene Ontology annotation, molecular function: tubulin-glutamic acid ligase activity; tubulin binding. Bases 320 to 2680 code for a protein of 786 amino acids.